This is a messenger RNA of Corvus hawaiiensis (hawaiian crow), 595 nucleotides long. RefSeq names its product heterogeneous nuclear ribonucleoprotein A1 (gene HNRNPA1). Lineage: Eukaryota; Metazoa; Chordata; Aves; Passeriformes; Corvidae. The record is from RefSeq and is a predicted model, not a curated record. Gene Ontology annotation, molecular function: RNA binding. The transcript has 5 exons. The annotation marks the transcript as partial.
CGUCGCUCGGCCCCUUUCCGUGUCGGCCCUCGCAGAGGGAGCAUCGCGCGCUGCCGCCACCGCCCGGCCCGCCCCGCCCCGCGCCGCCGCCAUGGCCAAGGCCGAGUCCCCGAAGGAGCCAGAGCAGCUCCGGAAACUUUUCAUCGGCGGCCUCAGCUUUGAAACCACAGACGAGAGCCUGCGCAGCCACUUCGAGCAGUGGGGCACCCUCACCGACUGCGUGGUGAUGCGGGACCCCAACACGAAGCGCUCGCGGGGCUUCGGGUUCGUCACCUACUCCUCGGUCGAGGAGGUCGACGCCGCCAUGAACGCGCGGCCACACAAGGUGGACGGCAGGGUGGUGGAACCCAAACGGGCCGUGUCCAGAGAGGACUCGCAGCGGCCCGGCGCGCACCUGACGGUGAAGAAGAUCUUCGUGGGCGGUAUCAAGGAGGACACGGAGGAGCAUCACUUGCGGGACUACUUCGGCCAGUAUGGCAAGAUCGAGGUCAUCGAGAUCAUGACCGACCGCGGCAGCGGCAAAAAGCGCGGCUUCGCCUUCGUCACCUUCGACGACCACGACUCGGUCGACAAAAUCGUCAUCCAGAAGUACCAC